UCUGGAAGACUUUCUUCAUGCCCUUGUACUACUACAAAACUCGUGAACGUUUAAUAAAAUUUUUUCAGAUAAUCAUGUUUUUCUUUGUUUUCUGUAAUUAUUUUAGCGGUUAUUUACCAUAAUAUGAUACCAUUAGGGGUGUUUUGGAUUUAUCGAGCUUUAUAACUUCGUUUGCACAAGUUGACAUCUCCAGCUCAUGCAGUUAUUAUGUCUAUAUGUGUCUAAAGAUGAUUCUGGCCCAUAGCGUACGUAUUGUUCCAGAGACUGAAAGACAACUUCGCUUACUCAUCAGCAUCUGUAUAGUCAUUUGGAUUCUGCAAAAAAGUUAACCUCUGCAAUGGAGAAUAUUUCUUCUAAUAAUGUGCCAGCGCCUCCAGUAUUGCCAAACUGGUUGGAUUCUUUGUGUUCACAAAUUGAUCCAUUCACUGAUGUUUCUUUGCCUCAGGUUUUCACUCCAAGAUUUCAGCAGACAUGUGCUCCAAGUAGCCAGCAUGAAAUGCAGUCUCAGAGUGGUUUCAGCAGUUCCAUAUGGACCAAAGGCCUAAUGCUGAAAUGUGUCAAGAAAACAGUGCCAUCUGUGACAGUAAUUUUAAAUGGAAUAUCAGAAAAAAUGUCACAGAUGCCAAAGAUUAUGACAGAUCUUUGAAUACUAAGCCUAUGGUAAGAGAAAGUGAUAUAGUUGAAAAUGCUUCAAGAAAAAGAGUCCAUGAGGAAAGUUCUAUAAAUGACGCUAUUUAUGACAGUAUUUCUGGGAUGAUUGUGUAUCCACAGAGAGCAAAUCAUAACAAAUGUGAAUCCACCACCAAAGUAGACCAUCAUGAACCAGGUGAUUAUUGGCCAAAGGAUUGUGCAAGAGAUGGCAUUGACUUAUUUUCAGCCACCCAGUUUUCACAGCCAUGGCCUUCUCUGACUGCAAAGGGGGAAGUGAGCUGUUUGAAACCAAAAAAUCAGUCUACAGUAAACAAAUGCAAUCUGACUGAAGGCAGAAGAAGAAAUAUGAAAUAUGCAUGUAACACCAACAUGACAAGCCUGAAUCACCCAGACUAUAAGGAAACACCAUCAAAGAAUUACAGGCUUAAUAAAACAAUUCCAUUUAAAACACACUCAAAUGACUCAUGUAAAAUCAAUGUUCAGGCUUGGAGAGAUAUCAAAAACAAUAAUUUGCCAGUGGUCUUAUCUCAUCCUUCUGAAAGCAUAAUCCAAGAUUAUGAAGGACCUAGAAAUGCUUUCAAAGCUUCAUCACUUGGUUCAAGUUCUUCACACAUCAAAAGAUUAUCAGGAGCAUCAGAUGAAUCACAACAGUCUAUGAACAGAGAAACACAUAAAUACCCAUCUGCUUCAUUUUGGUCUUUUCAUGAUGAUGAGUUAGUCUUCAGUCCUUCUAAACAGAGUUUAGGCGGCAGUUUAGCUUUAUCCCCCAGUUCUGAUUUUCUAAGUUCAUCUCAUCACCCUUCUUCCCCAUGUUUACAGGUACAUGCAAACUCAUCAACAAAGAGGAGUCAAAACUGUGCAGUUGGUGCUAUCUCUUCUCAGUAUGCAAGCACUGGUGUUUGUUCACCUCAAAUGAGCAUCAAAUAUAGAAAUGAAUCAACACCAUCACCUCAACAGAUAGUGAAACCUCCACUUUCCAAAGUGUGUCUGUUCAGAAAUAAUACUGUAUCUGCCUUUGAUUCAGCUAUUCAGUGUGUACCUAAACCUGUUGAAAAAAACAUGCAUCUAUCAAAGUGUGGUGAUAAACUCAAAUGCAGUGAUGUGCAGACUCCACAUGUAACUCCAAAGGACACUGCUGGUGCUGAUGAUAAGAUGACAUACAUAAGAAGUCACUCAGAAUCUGGUUACCAUCCUUUUACCCCAGCUGUCCUUCAUCUGCCAGGUGAAACAGGUCAAGGCCAAAACCUUCGUUCUGUGCAAGAGAUUCCAAUGCCAUACCGAGGUGUUUUCACAUUUCCUUUCUUCAACGCUGUUCAGUCUCAGGUCUUCGACCAGCUUUUGUAUGGCGACAGGUCAGUAGUUGUGUCUGCACCAACAGGGUCAGGGAAAACAGUCCUCUUUGAUCUGGCAAUUAUAAGACUACUUUUAUGUGCUCAAGGUGACCCCAGCUCUAUUAAAAUAGUUUACAUGGCACCCAUGAAAGCUCUUUGCAAUGAGCGUGUCACUGACUGGCAGAAAAGGAUGUCACCAUUUGGUUUAGAGUGUUUGGAACUUACUGGUGACUCGGACCUUCCAGACUUCUCCCAACUGCACUAUUCGAACAUAAUCUGUACCACACCUGAAAAAUGGGACAGUGUUACACGUCGAUGGAAAGACAACCACCGCCUGUUUCUCAAUAUUAGCCUUCUAUGCAUUGAUGAGGUGCAUGUAGUGGGUGACAUGAGUCGGGGAGCAACUGUGGAAGCUGUCAUCACCAGAAUGAAAAUGGCUCAAACAUCUGCUGUUGAAAAUUUAAAUCACAUACUGCGCUUUGUUGCUGUGUCUGCAACAUUACCAAAUGUAGAAGAUAUUGCUAAAUGGCUGAGUUUUCCCUCACACCCAGCAGCAGCAUUCAAAAUAGGGGAGGAAUAUCGGCCUGUUAAACUUAACAGAGUGGUGCUAGGAUAUCCCUCUCCGAAUGGUUCUUCAGAUUUCCAGUUUGAUUUAACCUUAAGCUACAAACUUCACUCCAUCAUUGACAGCUACAGUAAUAGAAAGCCAACCCUUGUGUUUUGCUCCUCAAGGAAAAGUGUGCAACAGACAGCAGAGGUUUUAGUCAAACAGAAAUGGGGCCAGAGUUUUGUGUCCUCAGCAAAUCGAUCAGAUAUUACUGCAGUUGCUCAUGUGAUGCAAGACAGUAAGCUGUCAGAGCUUCUUAUGUAUGGCGUUGGGAUACACCAUGCAGGAAUGGGGAAUCAUGACCGACACAUGGUAGAGGAGCUUUUCCGAAGUGGCAAGCUGCUUGUAUUGAUCUGCACCAGCACAUUGUCUGUUGGUGUCAACUUACCUGCCCAUCUUGUGGUCAUCAAGGCAACUCACACAUAUGUGAUGGGUGUUGCUCGUGAAUACUCUGACCUGCAACUUUUACAGAUGAUUGGACGAGCUGGUCGACCACAGUAUGAUACUUUUGCUACAGUUGUUAUCAUGACCAAGGGACAAUUUAAGGAAAAAUAUCAGAUGCUUGUGAAUGGAACACAGGUGAUAGAGAGCAUGCUGCACAAAGGGUUGAUUGAGCAUGUCAACGCUGAGGUGGUGCUGCAGACCAUCACUAACAAAUCUGAUGCCAUGACAUGGUUGUCUAAUACCUUUCUGCAUGUUCGGUUUGCCAAGAAUCCACAGCACUAUGGUUUUCCAAGCAAUGUUGAUGCAAGAUGUAUGGAAGGGUACCUUCAAGAUAUAUGUAUGAAAAGCCUCCAACAACUUGUUGAUGCAGGACUAGUCACUGUCCAUUCUGACACAACACUCGCAGUUCCAAAUGACAAGGGUAGACUAAUGGCAAGAUAUUACUUGAUGUUUGAAACAAUGAAACUCCUGAUGAAUAUCCCUUUAAGCUGCAGCAUUGAGCAAAUGCUACAGGUGGUGGCUGCUAUUCCAGAGUUCUCUGACAUUCAACUGAGAGUGAGUGAUAAGAAAACACUAAAUGCUCUCAAUAAACACAAGACCCAGGAGACUAUCAGGUACCCCAUGAAGGGAAAGGUGAAAACGCGGCAGAUGAAAAUCAACUGCCUUAUCCAGGCAGGAUUGGGGUGUCUGCAAGUUCAGGAUUUUUCUCUUUCCCAGGACAUGAUGAAGAUUUUCAGAGUUGGGCUCCGAGUUAUGAAGUGUAUGAUGGAACUGCAGUGGAUGGGAUCAGAUGCAGUAUCACUGAUUCAUUCCAUACAGCUCUGUAAGGCCUUCAAAGCUCACCUCUGGCCUGACUCAAAACAUGUUGCAAGGCAGUUGGAAGGGAUAGGACCCAUGCUUUCCCAAACACUUGUUAAUUCAGGACUGACUUCAUUUGAAUCUCUGAAGGCCAGCAACCCCAGACAUUUAGAGAUGGUAGUCAACAGACACCCUCCGUUUGGAAACAGAUUACAUGAAGCUGCUGCUCACCUGCCUGUAUAUAGUCUUGCUAUCCAGCAGACAAAUUUUCACCAGGCCUGGAAAGCCAACCUUCUUCUCUCUGUAUCCAUACAGAAUGCAGAUGUCCUUAUUAAUGGGCAGCCAACCUGUGGCCCUCAACACCAGGUAGUCAUCAUCGUGAGCAAUGAAGACAACAACAUUCUUCUUAAAUGGAGACUACAAGACCUAUCGCUACUCAGAAGUCAGUGGCAGCGAUGUAUACAGACACAACGUGCCAAGAAAGGCCCACAGAUUGUUGUCAAUCUAAUAAGUCAAGACUGGGUGGGUCUGGAUGUUCACACUGUGUAUAAUCCUACUUACAUGAGUGUGUACAAUCCUGUUGGGCUGAAAGAAAAUGCAACAAGGAACAGUGCAGCUGCAUCAGAGUCUUGCAUACUUGGACAAAGAGAGGAAAGCAAGCAGGCUGGUAAAGCAAGAGCCAGAACCACACAGGCCUCAAAGCCUGUUGGCAGCAUUCAGCAACAGCUAAACAUCAUGAAAAGCAAGUUGCAGUCCUUCCAGUCCCGCUUACAGACACAGAAUUCACCAGAGGAUGUGUACCUUGGAGCAACUAAUACUUCAAGACCUGGUUCACCUUGUGAAAGACCAAAGAUUGGCAAUUGUCAAAUGCCAGAGCCUAGGACAUCAUUGACAGACAGUGCUGAAACUUCUUUCCUAAUUAGUUCCAGUGAAAUAAAAUGUAAUCAUUCAGUUCAGAACAGUGGCAUCAAAGCAUCUACCAAAGAUAGAAAUUGGAGUACAGGCAGGAUGACUGACAGCACUUCACUUUGUCCUUUGAAAGCAUUGGAGCUUUGUCAAGACAACCAAACUCCAACUACUGAUAAGGAUCAAAGUCAGGUCAUAUAUAAUCCUGCCACCUCACAAAAUCAUGCUUUGAGCUGCAAUCUGAGCAGAGACAGAGAGAGGAGUGAAGUUGCAGCCAGCUGCAUUCAGUCCGUUCCAAUGCCAAAGGUUCGAGCUUUCAAGUUCAAGAAACUAGGAUGGAACAAUGUAUUCACAGAAAUUCAACCUGGAAAAAGUCCAUUCCUCCCAAGCAAGACAUCACAAAAUAGCAAUGAAAUCAGUUGUACAUCUGGCCCCAGGGUGUUCUGUAAUUCUGUGAUGGAUGAACAGGCCUCAGCAAUCACCUUAACCAAACCAACCCAGGGUCUAUUUGCUUCUGCUGCUAUGGCCAACACUCUAUCCAGCUUUAAUCAGACUGGUUCAGAAUGCGUUCAGAACACCCCAACAAGUCCAGGAAGCAGAGCCACAAUCAAAGAUGACAAUUCUAACAUUCAACAAUUUAUUGAUCUAGAACCAAAUGAUGAGUAUGAUGAAUCAGUUGAUAACACUACUGUCAAUAACAUUGAUCUCCACAACAUUUACAGUAAAACGUUUGCUCCACCUAGGGACUUCAUACGAAAAGAAACACAAGUAGACAAGCCAGAAGUUUGUACAAACCAUCAACAGACCGAUCUCAACAAGUUGAGGAGUCCAAUGCUAGCCAGCAAUAAAACUGGAACAGGUUGGGAUAAUCUUUUUCUCUACCACACCAGUAGGGAAACAGCUGCAACAAUGUGUAAUGGACCAGCAAGUGAAAAAAGCUAUGCAGAUAAUUCGGAUGUGUAUGUAUCAUCAGAAGCCUCUCCAAGACAACCAGCAAAAAUGCAAAGCUCAGAUUAUCCUUCCACUGCAUACCAUGGCCUUUUUGUAAACGAAACGGAGCCUGAGCCAUAGUGCCAUAUAGACAUUACCCAACUUCAUUGGACAGCACAACUGUAGCCAUCUCAGUGUUGAAAGAAAAAGAUGCUUCACUGUAUUUUAUGUCGUGCAUGCAAAUUUGUUUUAAAGAUUGUUUUGUUUUAUUUGUAGU
Pomacea canaliculata is the source of this 5944-nucleotide messenger RNA. Its product is annotated as probable ATP-dependent DNA helicase HFM1. Gene Ontology annotation, molecular function: nucleic acid binding; ATP binding. The record is from RefSeq and is a predicted model, not a curated record. Lineage: Eukaryota; Metazoa; Mollusca; Gastropoda; Architaenioglossa; Ampullariidae. The transcript has 33 exons. The coding region runs from base 529 to 5808 and encodes 1759 amino acids.